This is a messenger RNA of Priceomyces carsonii, 381 nucleotides long. RefSeq lists its product as uncharacterized. The record is from RefSeq and is a predicted model, not a curated record. NCBI's taxonomy places the organism in Eukaryota, Fungi, Ascomycota, Pichiomycetes, Serinales, Debaryomycetaceae. The transcript has a single exon. The coding region runs from base 1 to 381 and encodes 126 amino acids.
AUGGCUCAAAGACAACUAAUCAAAGAAUUGAAAAAGGACUAUAGUAGCACCUUCAAUCAAGAGGAAUUGGGAAAAGACGUAGAUGGAAUGGAAACGGUACAUAGAAUAACAUCUAAACCAGGUUUAGAACCUCCGGUAAGACCACCAUAUUGUCUAGGUGCGAAAGAACAAGAUGAGCUUCAAAUACAAUUGCAAAAUUUGAUUGCGGUGAAUUUGAUACAACCUAGUCAAAGUCCAUAUAGCGCCCCAAUAUGCUAUGUAAAGAAAAAGGAUGGCUCAUUGAGAAUGUGCGUAGAUUACAGAGCUUUAAAUGCUCAAACAAUAAAGGAUAAGUUCCCACUUCCACACAUCGAAGAUUUGUUGGAUGAAGUAGGUCACUGA